Molecule: messenger RNA, 1065 nt
Organism: Cryphonectria parasitica EP155
Lineage: Eukaryota; Fungi; Ascomycota; Sordariomycetes; Diaporthales; Cryphonectriaceae
Exons: 4
Coding region: 1-1065 (354 amino acids)
Source: RefSeq, a predicted model, not a curated record
AUGUCCAGGUCCAUCAGCAUCGCCCGCAGGCCGACCCUUCCUCUCCCGCGCCGCCCUCGUCCGCGCAGCGCGAGCCCCAUCAAGACUGUCGCUAGUCUUGCACAUCUGGAGAAACCUGUUCAGGUCGUCGCGCUAGGGAACACCGACUACAAAAGCACGCUACCCGAGCAUGUAUGGAGCCUGUACCGAGAUAUCUGGCGGAGUAUGAAUGCGGGCUUUAUACCGGAAUCGAUCAAGAAGGAGUUCCUCGAUGCCUGUGGAAGUGACGCAGAUCUGGUGCCGGACACAUGGUUCGCCGCGGCCGGACCGGGCGAGACUCAGGACAAGGCCACACGCCUGACCGAGCUCUAUCACCUGCGGUCCAUCCAGCUUGUUGCCGGAGAGUCGAUGCAACGCGGCCGCAGCGAGCCGUCCUGGAACCGCAAGGUCCACCAGCCUUUGUUGGACCUGGCAUGUGAGGAUGGGAUCGGGAUGCUAGAUCCAUCAUACCAGCUCGCGGCGGCGGCGCAGCCGUACCGCGUGAGGGCUGAGGAUAUCUCCACGGCGACUCUGACCGGCGACUGCAUCCCCCGACUCUACACUGAGGCGCCUUCCGAGACCGCAUCGCUAACCUCCAACGGCGAUCUCUCCAGUGGCCAUCAUGGCGAUGCAAAUGUGUUCCGCGACGGCCACACCCAUAGCAGGUUCGGCUCUAAGAAGGUCGAUUUUGCCUUGGUAAUCUCGCCGGCGCACGGCACGCCGCUCCAGAGGACAAUAUGGCGUGUCCUAGACGGCUUGGGCGUCCAGGCCCUCGUUGCCGCCAACACCAACGCUGCGGCCCCCGAGGGCUCUGCCACCAUGCCCGUGCCGUCGCAGUCGAUCAACCCAACGGCAUAUGUACCUCUGUUGCAGGAUCCGAUGGCCGUGGCGAUUGAGACUAAGACGGUCACCUCGUCGAAGGACCCUUUGGUCCAGCUGGGUUUUAUGGUCGUCGCGCUUCACAGGCGGCUGGCUACCCUCUCAGGCUCGGACCGUCUCUUACCUCUGUGCGGGAUUCCCACCCUUCCCGUGAUCUUCUGUGGUUGA